UUCUAGGUUACAGUCUGAUUGCUGAUUUACUUCAAAUAAAGAUGAUCCUGCUUCUCGAUUCCUGCGCGCUAGAGAUCUUGUGGUAGAUGGCUCUUCACCCUCCAGUUACCAGUUAGCCACGGCUUGCGUUGAAGAAUGUAUUCAAAACCACAGCGGCUGCUCUCCAUCCCGACCAGCUCAACUUCCGACUCGGAUCAUUGACUGCUUACACCCACAAAAUCCGAGACUCUUGCUUAGUAGAAAUAUGAGAGGUUCUUAUGCGGCUUUGAGUUACGUAUGGGGAGAGAAGCAACCUUACAUGUAACGAUAAUAGCAGCCCUCGCCAAGAGGGUUAGAGAAGGAGUUCUCCAUGAUCGACUACGUCUUCCUCCUUACAGCCGCCUACCGUCCAUCUGCCCAGAAAACGGACAAGUUGGCAGCACGUCACUUUCUCCGGUGUGGAAGCCAUACGAUGACAAACAAGAACCUGUGAACGGGCGGGCGUGGUGCCUCGAGGAACGCUUACUGUCGCCUCGCGCACUCGUAUACGCUUCUCAUACUCUACAGUACCACUGUCAGACUCAUACUAUCAACAUCGGCGACAGUAUUAACACGCCCCAGAACGGAGGGCGAUUGCUACAGGUCGUUUUCUCUUCCACCACUCCGCUUCCCCUAUCGAAGGCCGCGUAGUCUACGGUGAUUUCGACAGUCGUUUGGAUCCCCAGCGAUAUAACGUGACGGAAUGCCAUGUACUCCAAUGCGAAGUUUCUUUAAUAAACACAAACUUGCCGUUCGGCCGGUUCGAUGGCGGGACUAUAAAAGUCCGUAGUCCUCUAAGACGCGUAAUAUGGAUUAUGGAAUCCUAGUGCGUCUUCACCAAUGUUAUACCAACGUGCAACUCCGAGUGAGCGAGAUCCACUGCAUCUCCAAAGCGAUUGACCCCCAGGUAGAAGGUCUUCGGCCCCUUUUUAACGCAUAUCCAGACUCUUUGGUUGAAACGUCAUCGCCACCAGGUGAGGUAUGGGCUUGAUCAUUGUAGCCAAUUCUGACGGCUGUUUUCGUCGGCUAGGAUAUUUUGGGUCCCUAAACAGUCUGAGGGAUAUAUCCUGGCUCAAGCAAAAUCCAGGCUGGUGCGUAAUCAUUAUCUAAUAUACCUUACGAAAGCAUACUUUUCCCGAAGAAAAAAGACGAAAGACCUUUUUAACUCAACAUACCUAGGUUAGCAAUUACUAUCACCUUUCUCCUUUGUUACAUGCUUCAUAUAGCCUGCGGCUUUCUGCUUUUCGAAAUCCACGGCCAACAUGUCGAAUCCAUUCUAAUUAUUUAUUUCUUCUUGUUUCGAUUCACUUGCAAAAGGAAAGUGACAAGUAGACCUUUACUUAUGCAUGGGUGCCGGCAUUCGAUCG
Messenger RNA from Daldinia decipiens, 1385 nucleotides. RefSeq lists its product as uncharacterized. The record is from RefSeq and is a predicted model, not a curated record. Lineage: Eukaryota; Fungi; Ascomycota; Sordariomycetes; Xylariales; Hypoxylaceae. The coding region runs from base 277 to 669 and encodes 130 amino acids. The transcript has a single exon.